Molecule: messenger RNA, 5585 nt
Organism: Oncorhynchus masou masou (cherry salmon)
Lineage: Eukaryota; Metazoa; Chordata; Actinopteri; Salmoniformes; Salmonidae
Product: serine/threonine-protein kinase LATS1-like
Exons: 9
Coding region: 325-3825 (1166 amino acids)
Biological process (GO): peptidyl-serine phosphorylation; positive regulation of apoptotic process; hippo signaling
Molecular function (GO): protein binding; ATP binding; protein serine/threonine kinase activity
Source: RefSeq, a predicted model, not a curated record
UCGCAGGGGACGAUGGGAAAAACAACCUACACAUCCGGGAAAGUUGUCUGUCAAGACAGGAAUAUUCAAGCCACAGUUGGGACACGGAGUAGCUGUAAAACUAUUCACUUUCAAACUUCGUCUAAAUCAUUAGAUUAACUAAUUUCAUCGCACUUUCUUUUUGAUUUGAUUAAAAUAAGAAUGCUUCUGAAGGUAUUCAGCAGGAUGCAGAUGUGAAGUAAAUCGAGUCUUGAAGCUCUUCCUGGCCCCUGAUACCCUCACAGUGACUCACUGCUGUGUGCUACCCUGUUGUCCCCCUUUGGCUGUCAACCUACAUGUUCUUACAUGAAGAGAGGAGAGAAACCCGAAGGAUAUCGACAGAUGCGACCAAAGACUUUCCCUGCUAGCAACUACAGUGUUAACAGCCACCAAAUGCUGCAGGAAAUUCGGGAGAGUCUCCGGAACAUGUCCCGGCCUUCUGACCCCCCUAAGGUGGACAUGGGGGGUGCUGUUAUAGUGGCGCCUGAAGACCCCAGGCAGCAAGGGCGCUGCAGCAACCCCAGAAACCCCUACCACAAAGCCUUGCAGGAGAUUCGCAAGUCCCUGAUGCCUUAUGCCAAUGAGCCCAACUCUUCUGGACGGACUGCAGAGGUUAACAAACAGAUGUUGCUGGAGCUGCUGUCUGCUGGCUUUGAUGAGGAAAUGGUGAUCCGUGCUCUGAUGCAGACCAACAGUCGCAGCGUGGAGGCAGCCAUAGAGUACAUUAGUAAGAUGAGCUACCAAGACUCUGUGAGGGAGCAGAUGGUGGAUGCCCCCGCCCGCCCCGUCAAUGCAGGCAUGAAAGCCCCUGGUUCCUCUCAUAUCCAGCAGCCUGUGCUGAGGAGGCAGAGCUGGAAGGGUUCCAAGGAGUCCCUGGUUCAGAGACAUGGCCACAUGAGGGUGGAGGGGAUGGUGUACCGUUCAGACAGCCCUGGACCCCAGGGUGACCUGGCAGGACGAGGCCCUCCCCCAGCCUUCCCACAGGGCCACCCUGGCAACAACCAACGGGUCAACCCUCCCCUACCCCCUCAGGUGCGCAGUGUCACCCCUCCCCCAAAUAGGGGUGGAACCCCACCUCCACCCUCCUGGGACAGUAACCCCUCCACCAAGCGCUUCUCUGGCAACAUGGAUUACCUGGUGCCUCGGAUCUCUCCCGUUCCCCAAGGAGCCUGGCCCGAUGGCUACUCAGCCCCCCAGAACCAGAGGGGUAUCAGCCCAGUGCCCAUGGGCCGUCAGCCCAUCAUCAUGCAGAGCUCUGGGGGGAACAAGUUCAGCUUCCCAUCCGGCUGGUCUCAGAACGGCUCCCCUCAACCAGACUACAUGGGACACCAGAGUGGUAGUAGCAGACAACCCCCUCCCCCUUACCCAGUGAACCAGAGCAGCAGACAAAGCCCCACAGCUCAGCAGAUGCAGGCCGGAGGUCCUGCCUCGUCCCCAUCCUACAUCAACGAUGGUAACCUCCCCCAGUCCAUGAUGAUGCCUAACCGGAACAGUCACAAUCUUGACAUGUACAAUCUUGACAUGUACAACAUAGGUGGGCCUCAGUCCUGGACCCAAGCCCCCCUCGUCCAGCCCCAGUCCUCCCCAGGUAGCAGCAACCAGGACAUGUCCCCCUCAUGGCAGCAGCACAGCAUCCCUGUCAGAUCCAACUCCUUCAACAGCCACCAGAUGAGCAACAGGCAGGGCCACCCAGCCAGCUCCCAACCCUCUGCCACCACAGUGACAGCCAUCACCCAGGCCCCCAUCCUGAGGCCCGUUAAGAGUAUGCGUGUGCAGAAGCCUGAACUACACACUGCUGUGGCCCCCACACACCCACCCUGGAUGCACCAUCCCCCACCCUCUCCAUCUCCCACUACCUACCAGGAGCCUCUACCAGCAGCACCCAUGCCCCAUGUACCCAUUACAGUAGCAGAGGUGCCCAGUUACCAGGGUCCUCCACCCCCGUACCCCAAACACCUUCUCCAACAGCCUGCUGCACCCUGCCCUGCCUAUGACCCAGGGCCCAAGCCCAGUACUGGGAGAGAGGAGGCUGCAGAGGAAGAGGAGUGUAGCAGCAGCUCAAAUGACAAGCCAGAAGGCCCAUUCUCUGCUGCCAUGGGAACAGAUAAGGAGAAUAAACAGAUCACCACAUCUCCGGUGCCUAUGCGCCGGAACAACAAAGACGAGGAGCGGCGAGGAGACCCCAGAGUGUCACUCUACUCUCCCCAGGCCUUCAAGUUCUUCAUGGAGCAGCACGUUGAGAACGUCCUGAAGAACCACCAAAUGAGGAUCCAUAGGAAGAAGCAGCUGGAGAGUGAGAUGCAGAGGGUACUUAGAAACACUUACAUCCGUGGACUCAUCGAGGAGGAGGCUGAAACGCUGCUCACCCACAUCUGCGACCAACUUUUUCAGAAAGUUGGGUUGUCAGGUGAUGCCCAGGAGCAGAUGCGCAUGAUGCUGUCUCAGAAAGAGUCCAACUACAUCCGACUGAAGCGGGCCAAGAUGGACAAGUCCAUGUUCAAGAGGAUCAAGACCCUGGGCAUCGGAGCCUUUGGAGAGGUGUGUCUAGCCCGGAAGGAGGACACGGGAGCCCUGUACGCCAUGAAGACGCUGCGCAAGAAGGAUGUUCUCCUCAGGAACCAGGUGGCCCACGUCAAGGCAGAGCGAGACAUCCUGGCUGAGGCUGAUAAUGAGUGGGUGGUGCGGCUCUACUACUCCUUCCAGGACAAGGACAACCUGUACUUUGUGAUGGACUACAUCCCCGGGGGUGACAUGAUGAGUCUGCUGAUCAGGCUGGGCCUCUUCAAAGAGGACUUGGCUCAGUUCUACAUCGCUGAGCUCACCUGCGCCGUGGAGAGCGUGCACAAGAUGGGCUUCAUCCACCGCGACAUCAAGCCAGACAACAUCCUCAUAGACCGGGACGGACACAUCAAGCUCACCGACUUUGGGCUCUGCACCGGCUUCCGUUGGACGCACGACUCAAAGUACUACCAGAGUGGAGACCAUGUUCGGCAGGACAGCAUGGACUUCAGUAAGGAAUGGGAGCAGGACCCAGCUAACUGUCGCUGCGCAGACCGGCUCAAGCCCCUGGAGAGGAGGAAGGCAAGGCAACACCAGCGCUGCCUGGCCCACUCCCUGGUGGGGACACCCAACUACAUCGCUCCAGAGGUGCUGCUCAGAACAGGAUACACCCAACUGUGUGAUUGGUGGAGUGUUGGUGUCAUUCUGUAUGAAAUGGUGGUUGGGCAGCCUCCUUUCUUAACAACUACACCCCUGGAAACCCAGCUCAAGGUGAUAAACUGGCAGACCACCCUGCACAUCCCCCCUCAAGCCAAGCUGAGCCCCGAGGCAUCGGACCUCAUCAUUAAACUAUGCCGCGGCCCCGAGGAUCGCCUCGGCAAGAACGGUGCCGACGAGAUUAAGGUGCAGCCCUUCUUCAAGACCAUCGACUUCUCUAGUGACCUGCGGCAGAUGCAGCCGGCCCCCUACGUACCCACCAUCGCUCACUGCACAGACACCUCCAACUUUGACCCGGUGGACCCAGACAAGCUGUGGAGCAGAGAUAACGAAGUCGAGGGCAAACACAAUGACACCCUCAAUGGGUGGUUCAAGAACGGCAAGCACCCCGAGCACGCCUUCUACGAGUUCACCUUCCGCCGCUUCUUUGACGACAACGGCCACCCCUACAGCUGUCCCAAGCCCAUUGGCAUAGAGUAUGAGGAGGGAUCUGAUGGGGAUGAGGCAGACUCUGAGGCCCCGGCACAGGAGGAGGGAGACCAGGAAGAGAGCCGCAGGGGGGCACAGGGCCGUGAUAUGGUCUAUGUGUAGUAUCUUCUAUGAACAUCUUUGUUCUGCUGGUUUAUUGGUACAUAAUGUCUUUGAAACAGGUUGCUGGUUUGUCAGAGAGCGGGUCAGGAGUUGGGUAUAUGACGUGUGUGUGGACGUGUUUAACUGUUCUUGUGGGGACCAGAAGUCAAAUGCUAUUUCUAUGGGGUUUAGGGUUAAGGUUAGAAUUCGGGUUAGAAUUACAUUAAGGGUUAGGUGCUAGGGUUAAGGUUAGGGAAAAUCGAAUUUUGAAUCGGACUGAAUUGUCCCCCACAAGGUUAGCUGUACAAGACUGUGUGUUCUCAGCCCCUUCUUCUGCGGAACAAUUAGGACCAGAUAUAAUUGUACCAUACAGAACAGAUACAUGGUACACAUAACUACACUACAGUAUAGUCUCUCUACACUACAGUCUGUAGGAGGAGGGUUUAGUCUUUCACACUACAGGUGUAUUCAUGGAGUUGUACAGGGUAAGCUUUAUAUGCUGUCUGACAUUGAACAGACCAAUGAAUUGAAAGCAAAAAUAUCAGGGUGCUCUUCGAAGACUUACAAACCCUGUUUUAAGCCUUCAUUUAUUAAGGAUACUACAAACUGGUGAUGCUAGUUGAUACUCAUAAGUAUGGGAUUUAUUUUUUCUACUUUAUUUUUUGACAAUUGUCUUAAUUUAUAUUUUAAUAGGUCUAUUGCAAUUGGGAUAUAUUAGUGAUAUCACUCUGGUAGAAUUUGCAGGGAUAAGUACAUCUUGAAUUUUUCAUUGCUGUGCCUUUGAUCUUCUGCUCUUUCACCAAAUACUGUAUAGAGGGGCAUUUUAAACUAGACUUAGUUGAUUGAACUAGGGAUUUGUGUAUUUUUCUAAUUUAUACAUAACAUUUAUUUAUAAAUUGUUGUACACAUUUGAUGUAAAUAUUUUCUCUAUCUAUUUGAUUGGUUAGUUGAUAUACAUUAGGGCAGGCCCUCUGCAUUAUUCCCGCAUUAUUCAAAUCUCUUUCCUGUAAUAAUUGGUAGUGAUCAUUCCACUGUCUGUUUCCUUGUUUCUGAAAAAGGCCAAUCUGAAAGGUACCUUUUUAUGUUAUGAUACUAAAGUAAAUGAAGAGAUGGCAUGACUGGGGCCGACAGGCUCCGUUAUGCUAUGUACAGGGCAUUUUCUUCUCUCAUUCACUUCCACAGUAGCAUCUGCCUUCAUCACUUCUGACAUAGUGUCUCAACCAAGCACUAUGCUGUGUAUGUAUGAGCUCACUGACACGUCGAACCUGUUCAUAAAGGACUGAUACCAUACUGAAAAAGGAAUUAUAAAUUGGCAGUCUUUAGUAGCUCAUAGUGGAUAGAUGGGUCACUUCCCCUAUCCCAUAUUUUGCCUUUAUUAGUGACUUGGAAAGAUUUUUUAUGUAGUUGUAAUAUGUACUGUUUUGGUUGAAAUCAUGUAAAGAUUACAUAAUUAGAUUUAUGGUGUAAAUGUUUUGGGAGGGGGAUUGGGAGAAGGGCUAAUGAAUAAAGAAUGUAAAGCACUUCCACAAAUUCCAUUUUCUUGGCCUUUCACACCUGGAACUAUCCAAUACAGGCUGCUCUAUAGUACUCUCCAGGGGUAUUCAACUCUUACCCUAUGAGAUCUGGUGCCUGCUGGUUUUGUGCUCGAUAUGAUAAUUGGACACACCUGGUAUCCCAGGUCUAAAUCAGUCGCUGAACAGUGUUGGGAAAAGUACCAAAUGGUCGUACUUGAGUAAAAGUAAAGAACUUAAUAGAAAAUGAGUCAAGUGAAAGUCACUCAG